This is a messenger RNA of Closterium sp. Yama58-4, 915 nucleotides long. NCBI's taxonomy places the organism in Eukaryota, Viridiplantae, Streptophyta, Zygnematophyceae, Desmidiales, Closteriaceae. The record is from the annotation of a GenBank genome assembly.
AUGGAGGUCGCUCGUACCUCCUUGGUCCACGCGGCGGCUCCCCAUUUUCUAUGGCCGUUUGCUGUCCGGUACGCCGCGCAUCAGCUCAACCUCUGGCCCCGUGUCUCCUUGCCGGAGACCUCGCCCACCCUGCGUUGGACGGGGGAGGUUGGCGAUGCGUCGCGCUUCCGGGUGUGGGGUGCUCGUGCCCUUGUCCGCGAUACGUCCGCGGACAAGCUCUCCUCCCGCACGCUUCCCUGUGUCUUCCUUGGCUUUGUCCCUGACGCGCCUGGCUGGCAGUUUUACCACCCCACCUCGCGCCGGGUCUUCGCCUCUCAGGACGUCACCUUUGACGAGUCGGUCCCUUUUUACCAUCUCUUCCCCUACCGUACUGCCCCCCUCCCUCCCCCGCCGCUUUUCCUUGCUCCUGGUCCCCCUCCGGUAGACCCCCUCCCCCCUCAGGGUCCUGCUCCUUCAGGUGUCUCUCAGGUAGACCCUCCUCCCGUCGCUGAGCCUGUCGAGGUCACAGGUGACUCAGGUGCUGCUGCAGGUGGUGCUACUUGGGGUGCUGAGCCUGAGGGUGCUGGGCCUGGGGGUGCUGGGACUACGGGUGCUGGAGCUGAGGGUACUGUGCCUGAGAGUUCGGCGCCUGGGGGUGCUGAGCCUGGGGGUGCUGCGACUGGGGGUGCUGAGCCGGCGUGUGCGGAGUCUGGGGGUGCUGAGUCUGGGGGUGCUGCGCCUGCGGGUACUGAGCCUGGGGGUGCUGCUACUGAGCCUACGGAGCCUCGGGUUGCUGCGUCUGGGGGUGCUCCGGUUCGGGGUGCUGAGCAGUCUCUCACACCACAGCAGCUUCGUGACUGGUACGUCCGGCGCUUUCGCCGUCCUAGUGGCUCGGCUGGAGCUGGGGGUGCUGGAGCUGCCGGGACUGGUUGCUAG